Molecule: messenger RNA, 1218 nt
Organism: Exophiala mesophila
Lineage: Eukaryota; Fungi; Ascomycota; Eurotiomycetes; Chaetothyriales; Herpotrichiellaceae
Exons: 2
Coding region: 1-1218 (405 amino acids)
Cellular component (GO): mitochondrion
Molecular function (GO): FAD binding; proline dehydrogenase activity
Source: RefSeq, a predicted model, not a curated record
AUGGGGGCGAUGAAUAUCAUUAUUCAAUCCAAAUCACCCUUGUUGAAUCCCGACCGAAACCCAAUCGUACGAGGCGUCAUCCGUGCACUGGUAUACGACCAUUUCUGUGCUGGGGCAACCGUCUCAGAAGUGAAGAAGACUAUCACCGAGAUCAAAGCAGCGGGCUAUGCCGGGGUGAUCCUUGGGUAUGGUCGAGAGAUUGUGGUGGAUGCGAGGGACGCUUCUUCCGCACAGUCAAAAGGCCCAAUCGAGUCAGAUUCUCCGACUCAGCAAGACGAGCAUAUCGCUCAAUGGUUCGAGGGCAAUCGAGCCACAUUGGCCAUGAUCGGUGCCAACGACUACAUGAACAUCAAGUUCACAGGCGCCGGUCCUAAUGUCAGCAAGUGCCUUGCUUCGGGAGCCGAACCACCAGAACAAUUGCGCCAGGCUAUGGAUGCAUUAUGUACGCAAGCGGCAUCACAGAAAAGCCAGAUCUGGAUCGACGCAGAGCAGCAGAUUUUUCAACCAACAAUCGAUACCUGGACGCUGAAUCUGAUGAGAAAAUACAAUCGAAACCAUCAGGCCUUGGUUUGGACGACUAUCCAAACCUACCUUAAAUCCUCACGUCAGACAGUCGGACGCUUUUUGCAAUAUGCCAGCGAAGAGGGCUGGACUCUGGGUAUCAAGCAGGUCCGUGGCGCAUAUAUUGCAAGUGAAAUGCGUGACAGGAUAUGGGAUACAAAAGAGCAAACAGAUGAGUCCUAUAACGGCAUUGCCAGGGACCUACUCAGGAAAGAGACUGGACAGGGUGUGUUGUUUCCGGGGUUUACCGCCUCCGAAUUCCCUGAUCUACGGCUCUUUCUCGCAGGGCAUAACAAGGACUCCGUCCGUAUGGCCACAUCUCUGGUCACCGAGCUCGUUCAAGCAGGCCGACAAGUGCCGCCGAUUCAGUACGGGCAACUUCAGGGGAUGGCGGACGACAUCAGUUGUGAUCUUGUACAACAGUAUGAGGACAUUUCGCGGGAUGCGAGCGAGCACAAGGGAGAGGAAUCGUAUGAGCUCAAGCUUCGUACAGCUCCACUGGCUUACAAGUGUCUCUGUUGGGGAUCCGUUACCGAGGUGUUGAAUUUCCUCAUGCGUCGGGCAGUGGAAAAUGCUAGUGCGGCUGAGAGGCUGAAGGAUGGUAUGGUCGAGUUGAGAAAGGAGUUGAAGAGAAGGAUGCUGUUCAAGACGACAUGA